This is a messenger RNA of Patiria miniata (bat star), 985 nucleotides long. RefSeq names its product 26S proteasome non-ATPase regulatory subunit 8-like (gene psmd8). Lineage: Eukaryota; Metazoa; Echinodermata; Asteroidea; Valvatida; Asterinidae. The coding region runs from base 1 to 840 and encodes 279 amino acids. The transcript has 7 exons. The record is from RefSeq and is a predicted model, not a curated record. Gene Ontology annotation, cellular component: cytosol; proteasome regulatory particle; nucleus. Gene Ontology annotation, biological process: proteasome-mediated ubiquitin-dependent protein catabolic process.
AUGAAACCAAAAGAGGGCGCUAUUUCAAUUUAUUACUACAACAUGGCGACUACGUUGAAAGAAGCUGUGUCGAUGUACCAGAAACUAAACAGGGAAUGGAGCAAGAAGCCUCCAAAUCUGAACAAGUGUGGUGAUAUUCUUGGACAGCUAAAGAUUGCCCUGUUGAAUCUCUCAUUCCUACCCAUAGCUGGCAGCAAACCAUCCAAACAAGAACUCAUCAUAGCACGCGACAUUCUGGAGAUUGGCGUACAAUGGAGCGUUUUAAAGGGAGAGAUCCAGUCAUUUGAACGCUACAUGGCACAACUAAAGCCCUACUACUUCGACUACAGGGAAGAGCUGCCGGAGUCGUCCUACAAGUUUCAGCUUCUAGGUUUGAAUCUACUCAGAUUACUCGCACAGAACAGACUCGCCGAGUUCCACACGGAAUUAGAACUGUUACCGGCCAAAGAAAUCCAGAACAAUAUUUACAUCAAGCACCCUGUGUCUAUGGAGCAGUACCUCAUGGAAGGCAGCUACAACAAGGUAUUUCUUGCCAGGGGUAACGUCCCCGCCGAGAGCUACAACUUCUUCAUCGACAUUCUCCUGCUGACAAUCAGAGACGAAAUCGCGGCCUGCGUGGACAAGGCCUACGAGAGAAUAGCCUUCAACGAGGCCGCCAGAAUGCUGUUCUUCACCAAGCCACAGGAGAUGAAGGCCUACGGCGAAAAGCGUGGUUGGGAGCUGGGCAAGGAUAACUACUUCGUAUUCCACACAGACAAGAAAGCAGAGGAGAGCAUACCGUCACACGAACUGGCCUUGCAGGCCAUCGAGUAUGCAAGAGAACUUGAAAUGAUCGUGUAGUACCUCCAGUGUGUUUUAAAUCCAGUGUACAUGUAUGUAGUCUAGACCUUAUGCGUUGCAGGUAGGGGCGUGUGGCCAAGUGGUUAGGGUGUGUGACUCAUGAUCAGCGGGUCAGGGGUUUGAAUCCUGCUGCUGGUCGUAUGUU